AUGGUGCCGCCGCCCGUCAUGGAGGGCCCAGGGGACGCGGCUGGCGAGGGGCCGGCCCCGAUGGGGAGGGGGCCUGCGGGGCCCUCGGGAGGCGGUGGCCGCGGCCACGAGGUCCGGAGAGUGGCCGUGAGCUCGUCGGUCGCCUGGGAGCGCGUGGGGCCCGAGGAAGCCCAGGCUGUGGUCAGAGGUGUGCCCGCUCACCCUGCGAGAGACGGGGGCCCAGCUAGUGGGACACAGCCCAUGCUCGCUGGGCGCUGGCCCCUUCCAGACCUGACCCUGCAGCUGCUGGCCGUGCGGAGGAAGACGGGGCUUCCGGACCCCAGCCUGCGGCGGGCAAUGCGGGCCCGGCUCCGCCUGCUGGAGAAUGACAGCCGGGAAGUGGCCAGCGUGCUGGGGGAGCUAUCGGCCAGGCUGCUGUCUAUCCACAGUGACCAGGACCGGAUUGUGGUGUCGUUUAAGACUUUCGAAGAGAUCUGGAAGUUCUCCACUUACCACGCUCUUGGCCCUUUCUUUGUCCUGUGUCCCGACCACCACGUGAGAGUGACCACCAGCCCCCGGGGCGCAGGCCCGCAGCCCCCGAGGCGAGCCGCGGGGGUCCCCCAUGGAGACGCAGCCCCGGCAGCGGACUCUAAGGCGCCCAGCCCCGGCACGUGCUCCCAGGACACGGCAGCGGUGGCCGCUCCGGAACCUCUGAUUCCAUUUCAUCAGUGGGCCCUCAGGGUCGCUUGGGACCCCAUCGACGACUCCGUGAGCGGCCCUGUGACGUCAGACGUUCCGCUGAUGGCGGUGGGCCUGGCCUCAGCAGUGGCAGACUACCAGGGCUCCGGGCCUGAAGAGCUGACCUUCCGAGGCGGUGACGUCAUCGAGGUCCUGGGCGCCCGGGUGCCCGGCCUGCCCUGGUGCCUGGGCCGGCACACGGCCUCGGGCCAGGUCGGGUUUGUGCGCACGAGUGACAUCAGUGUGCAGGGCCAAGUGUCUGAGUUGGAAGACGUGAUUUUUCUCGAUGAGGAAGAAAAGUCGUUCUUCAGCAACGAAGGGCGCUUCUCGGACGAGGACGCCAGGCAGUUGCUGAGGAGGAUGUCCGGUGCGGACACGUGCACCGUGUACAGCUUGGACAGAUUAGAAGAGACCGACUUUGAGCCGCCAGAAGAACAAGGAAGCGUAGCUGUUUGCUCGUUGGCUGUGUCUUUGGGUACUGACCUCCAAAGCCAACAGCCCCGCACACGGGCACUUUUGGAAUCACCUCACCUGGACCCAGAGCCACACGAGACCCUACAGAAGGUGAAGAACGUUCUGGAAGAAUUCAAAUCCCGCCAGGACUGCCCCGAGGAGCCAGAGUCCUGGGGUCUCUGCCAGCUGUGUGCCGUCCAGAGGCUUUGUCACUUCUACAGCACGGUCAUGCCCAGCGAGGCCCAGUGCGUCGUCUACCACGAGUUCCAGCUGUCGCUGGCCCGCAGGGUGGCGGACAAGGUGCUGGAGGGGCAGCUCCUGGAGACCAUCAGCCGGCUCUACCUGUCCCUGGGCACCGAGCGGGCCUACAGGUCCGCCCUGGACUACACGAAGCGCAGUCUGGGCAUUUUCAUCGACCUGCAGAAGAAGGAGAAGGAGGCGCACGCGUGGCUGCAGGCGGGGAAGAUCUAUUACAUCCUCCAGCAGAACGAGCUGGUAGACGUGUACCUCCAGGUGGCCCAGAACGCAGCCCUGUACACGGGGGACCCCAACCUGGGGCUGGAGCUGUUUGAGGCGGCUGGGGACAUCUUCUUCAACGGGACCUGGGAGCGGGAGAAAGCCGUGUCCUUCUACCGGGAUCGGGCGCUGCCCUUGGCCUCCACCACAGGGAACCAGGAGGCCGAGCUGCGUCUGUGCAACAAGCUGGUGGCACUGCUGGCCGAGCUGGACGCGCCCCGGGAGGGCCUGGAGUUCGCCCACAUGGCCCUGGCGCUCAGCAUCACCCUGGGGCGAGGGGCCGGGGGCCAGCCGGGCGGACAGGCGUCCUCAGGACGAGGGGCCGGGGGCCAGCCGGGCAGACAGGGGACCUCAGGGCGAGGGGCCGGGGGCCAGCCGGGCAGACAGGCGUCCUCAGGGUGA
Messenger RNA from Puma concolor (puma), 2088 nucleotides. The record is from RefSeq and is a predicted model, not a curated record. NCBI's taxonomy places the organism in Eukaryota, Metazoa, Chordata, Mammalia, Carnivora, Felidae.